Messenger RNA from Emiliania huxleyi CCMP1516, 840 nucleotides. RefSeq lists its product as hypothetical. The record is from RefSeq and is a predicted model, not a curated record. The transcript has a single exon. Lineage: Eukaryota; Haptophyta; Isochrysidales; Noelaerhabdaceae. The coding region runs from base 57 to 782 and encodes 241 amino acids.
UCGCCAGAGCCCCUUCUGCCAGCGUCGCCAGCGUUAAGCCCGCACGAGUGCGACACAUGAUCAGCGGCUUGCCAUUCUCGGCGCCUCACCCGGCUCAGGGCCUCCGGCUAGGGGAUCCGGAUCAGGCAUGGUGCCUCGAGCACAGCGUCGGCUCGCAGCAGCGGCUCUCCACCAUGGCGGCCCUCCUUCUACCGCCUCGAAAGGUGGAGUGCCCAUCUGAGGCGAUUGGAACUCCGGCCAGGGGCAGGUGCGUGCCUGCUUCAAUCCUGCUGCAGCUCGAGAGGGCGGGGCAGCGCAAGACACGCCGCGGGCCGAGCGACGCCGCCGCCGACGAGAUGCGCCUCCGCGUUAUAUCCUUCGCAGAGCGGUGCAUGCACGCGCCGUGGGACCCGAGCGACCCAUCCGAGGCGACGCUCGGCCAGGUCAUCGCAGCGGCAUCAUGUCGCAGCUACUUUCUGCGAGGGAAACAAGGGCCGUGGAAGGCGGACUUUGAGAGCUGGGCGCGCCGCCACCGCCACCGGCCCCAAGAGGGCUGUGACUGUGGCUGGCUGUGGGCGGCGGCCGCCUGCUACGGGCUCGCAAUCCACACGUACUCAGCGCCCUCUCGCGACCUGCUAGUGAAGCAUCACGUCUUUGAGGCGCCGGCGAGUGCGUGCCGCGCAGGGGCGGCCCUCCGCAGAGCCACGCUCGGCGUCCACCUCGGCUUCGUCGAAGGGGAUAAUUCAGGCGUGCACGCCGUCAGCAUGCCUUCGCUGCUCGGGCGUCGUGAGGUUUAUAAGUGAUGCAUCGCGCUGGUGUUGGUGGUGAGAGAGAUAGCGGGUUUCGAGACGUGCUGCAGUU